AUGUUUCGAUUUUUAUAUCGCAAUGCAAACUCCGAUGGUUCAUUCCAACGAAAUGUGAAGACUGUCUUUACUAGCUAUCUUAUAGCGCUACAACCUUGGUCCUUUUCCGUCUCACUGGCCCCAGUCGCUUUGGGUAAUGUCUUGUCCUGGCGCGAAAAAUCGCAAUUCAGUUUGCCCAUCUUUCUAUUCUCAACUAUCGUCGUGUUAUCUGUUCAUGCUGCUAGCAAUGCCGUCCACGCUUAUCGAGAUGGACAUGGAAAAACAGAUCAGGAAAGAUCCGGGAAGGCAGACAAAGAAAGAUCUAAAGCCAUGGUACAAAUCGGAGCCGUGUUGUACGUUUUGGCUUGUGUAGCAAUGUUUGUGGUGACGUGCAUUUCACCUGCGAAAAUGGAACAUCUUGCCUUACUGUUCUUUGGUGGAUUGUCCGCCUCCUUUCUGUAUACAGGUAGUCAAACCUAUUGUUUUAACCCAUCGUAGUUUGUGUCUGAAUUAAUUCCUGAAAUAAUACACUUCGAAAUAAAGGAGCAUUGUCAUGAGAUUAACCCCCAUAUGAAAGCCUUCGCUCGAAUUCAGUAUCUAACUUCUUUAAAUUGCGCAUUCCCCCUGGUGUGUGUCAAUCGCUAUUGUUCUUAAACAUCCCAUAUUUAGACAUAACUAUAAUAUUACCUGAAGUGGAUCUGAAAUUGAUUCAGAGGCGUAUCGGGCAAAAUGUGGAAACAACCAAAAACGAGCUGAGACAGUUUCGAGAUCGAUUUAAAGGUAGACCACCUCGCUCGAGAGGUGGUACGCCUUGGAACGGUUUCAUGUUUUACAACAGAGCUAAUUUGUGUGUGUUGGUUUUGUGUACUCAGGUGAAUAUGAUGUUAUAAAACUCGUAGCUCAGUUGGUAGAGCAUUGGACUGGUAGUAAUUAGUAUCCCAAAAAUCGCGAGUGUAAUAGCUACUGGUUUUAUAAAUUCAUUGAAUGAUUUUAUUCUCUUAGGUGGUUGGAGUGCAAAACCCCAUAGUGCACUGGGCGAUUUGCUUAUCAUCGUUAUGUUUGCACCUAUAGCUGUUCUGUUCUCUUAUGUCGCUCAGUGUGGACAAUUUGACCUAAAACCUGUCCUCUAUGCUAUGCCACUAGCGCUCAACGCCGAAGCUAUCUUCCAUAGUGAGAACGUCAGAGUUAUGGAGCGAGAUAAAGGACAUGGUACCGUCACAACUGCUACGGUUUUAGGCCACCGAGGAUCUUAUGUAUUCUAUGUAUUUCUGCUCUUCACACCGUAUAUAAUUUUCAGUGUAAUGCUAAUCAAAGGCUCCCUGGGAUUUGUUUUCCCGCUUAUAACUCUUCGUGGAGCUUUUGACUUGGAGAAAUGUUUUCGACAGCGGAAAAUAGAAACAAUGCCUUCACGGACUGCGCGAUUGAAUACCUACUUGGCUGUGAUAUAUAUUUUGGUCACAUUUUGA
This is a messenger RNA of Paramuricea clavata, 1445 nucleotides long. The record is from the annotation of a GenBank genome assembly. Lineage: Eukaryota; Metazoa; Cnidaria; Anthozoa; Malacalcyonacea; Plexauridae.